AUGCGCCUACAGAUGUCCUCAUACAGCGAGGGCUUCUGCGCCGCCGAGUGGAUGGUCAAGGUCAAGAACGGUUUCAUUGACGAGGAGCAGUGUGGCCAGAAAAAAUGCGUUUUGCGGAUGGGUCAGCCAGCGUACUGGGCUGUCAAAGACGCCAGCUACGGCAUGCGCGGCUACGUCAUCGGCCCCAUCAGCGGCUGCACUGGGGAAUGCCUGCUCGUGUCAUUUAAGGGCGAGGAAUACCGCGUGAAGUUGAGCUCGAUAUCUACCCGCCGCCCGAAGAGAGGGCAAAAGGGGGACCAGGCGCUUGCCGAGGCGCCCAAGGGCUGCGACGCCGGUGUCGAGCCGCAAUUGCAUGGUCACGCGACGGGAUCGACUGUGCACUUUGCAGCGAAGAAGCGCCAGCGCCUGGGCCCGCGCAAGGGCAAACUCAUAUUCGGCGCGAAAGGCAUCGUGAUUGGCCAGAGCACAGCUUUCACGGAGCCCUCGCUGCUCGCGAUGUUCAACCGUGAAAUUUACCACGUCAGGAAAAGCGCAGUGCCCACUACGCGCCCGAACCAUGGCCGCCAGGCAGCGCCGCCCCCCAGCGCGCGCCCCGACAUGCUGAGCGACGCCGAUGAGUGCCACAAGCAGAUCGAGAACCCUUCGCUGAAGGUGUUUGACACCGACGACCUGCCCAGGGCCGCGGCGAAGACGAGACGCCCAGCGGCGAGCCAUGCAUUCCCUGAGAUCACGCUCCCCGCGCGCCUGUUCUUCGCGGCACUCGUCUACGCCACGCGCGGGCCGAUUGGCGCGCGGCAGCGCGUUCAGAGGCCAGACCAUGAUACGGGCCCAGCUAAAUACGUCGUGCACGCCUUCUUUCACUUCAUCGCCGUCAAAGUAUUCGAGGACGGAUACGGCGUCAUCGAUGACGACGAGCGGUGCCAGUUCGACGGCCCGAUCAGCUUCCUCGAAGAAUUCUUCGGGGCAGGUGCCAUCUGGUACCGCGUCGUCGACAUCGAGGAUGUGUCAGAGCAAGCUGCUGUGACGGAUGCAGAGUCAGAUUCGGACAGGCGCUCUUCGCCGCGUUCAACGGACAUUGGCCCGUUGGCCGGCAGGCGCGCUUUUGGUGCUUACUUGCAGCGCCUAUACAACGCCGAGGAAGCUUCUCGCCAUUCAGGCGACACCGAUCUAAAUGACGAGCCCUUUGGCGCGCUGCCGCGCGACGAUGACUUCGAGAAUAUGGCGGACAGGCUGCGCGUCGUCAAGGCAGUCAUGCGGCUGCCAAACGUCCGCGCUGAUUUGCUGUUCCACGAUGACGCAUGCCAUUUUGAACAGCGCGGCAAACUCAUAUUCGGCAUGAAAGACAUCGUGAUUGGCCAGAGCGCAGCUUUCGCGGAGCCCUCGUUGCUCGUGAUGUUCAACGGUGAGAUCUACCACGUCAGGAAAAGCGCAGCGCCCACCACGCGCCCGAACCGUGGCCGCCAGGCAGCGCCCCCCCCCGGCGCGCGCCCCGACGUGCUGAGCGACGCCGAUGAGUGCCGCGAGAAGGUCGAGAACCCUUCGCUGAAGGUGUUUGACACCGACGACCUGCCCAGGGCCGCGGCGCAGACGAGGCGCCCAGCGGCGAGCUAUACAUUCCCUGAGAUCACGCUCCCCGCGCGCCUGUUCUUCGCGGCGCUCGUCUAUGCAAUUUGCGGGCCGAUUGGCGUUCGCAAGGGGCCUUUCACCAAUGUGUUCCUCCAGAAAACCUUGCAAAACCCUGGCUACAAAGUCGCGAUUAAUGAGGAUGGGCCCCGCUGGGCUCUCCGAAACGGCAAUCGCUUCCUUUCUCCGUUCGGUAAGGCGCGGCAGCGCGUUCAGAGGCCAGGCCAUGAUACGGGCCCAGCUAAAUACGUCGUGCACAUCUUCUUUCGCGUCAUUCCCGCGAAAGUAUUCGAGGACGGAUGCGACGUCAUCGACGACGACGAGCGGUGCCAGUUCGACGGCCCGAUCAGCUUUCUCGAAGAAUUAUUUGGGGCAGGUGCCAUCUGGUACCGCGUCGUCGACAUCGAGGAUGUGUCAGAUCAAGCUGCUGUGGCGGAUGCAGAGUCAGACUCGGACAGGCGCUCGUUGCCGCGUUCAGUGGACAUUGACCCGUUGGUCGGCAGGCGCGCUUUCGGUGCUCACCUGCAGCGCCUAUACAAUGCCGAGGGCGAGAAUAUGGCGGACAAGCUGCGCGUCGUCAAGGCAGUCAUGGGGCUGCCAAACGUCCGCGCUGAUUUGCCGUUCCACGAUGAUGCGUGCCCUUUUGAACAGCACGUGCAAAAGAACCACGCAGCGUUCUUCCGCAGUGCCACAUAUUUCCUGAUCG
Molecule: messenger RNA, 2329 nt
Organism: Prorocentrum cordatum
Lineage: Eukaryota; Dinophyceae; Prorocentrales; Prorocentraceae
Source: the annotation of a GenBank genome assembly